Messenger RNA from Lepus europaeus (European hare), 1498 nucleotides. RefSeq names its product ephrin A1 (gene EFNA1). Gene Ontology annotation, molecular function: ephrin receptor binding. NCBI's taxonomy places the organism in Eukaryota, Metazoa, Chordata, Mammalia, Lagomorpha, Leporidae. Gene Ontology annotation, cellular component: plasma membrane. The transcript is spliced from 5 exons. Bases 99 to 716 code for a protein of 205 amino acids. Gene Ontology annotation, biological process: ephrin receptor signaling pathway; axon guidance. The record is from RefSeq and is a predicted model, not a curated record.
GCUGUGAGCGCGGUGCCGUGUGCGCCGCGGAGAGAGCCAGCGGGAGCCCGGACCCCGAGGAGCCCCCGUGCCCGCCCGGCCCGGCCCGGCCCCGCGCUAUGGAGUUCCUCUGGGCCCCACUCCUGGGUUUGUGCUGCAGUCUGGCCGCUGCGGACCGCCACACCGUCUUCUGGAACAGUUCCAAUCCCAAGUUCCGGGACGCGGACUACACCGUGCACGUGCGCCUGAGUGACUACCUGGACAUCAUCUGUCCGCAUUACGAGGACGACUCCGUGGCAGACGCCGCCAUGGAGCGGUACACACUGUACCUGGUGGAGCACGAGGACUAUCAGUUGUGCCAGCCCCGCUCCAAGGACCAAGUCCGCUGGCAGUGCAAUCAGCCCAGUGCCAAGCACGGCCCAGAGAAGCUGUCCGAGAAGUUCCAGCGCUUCACACCUUUCACGCUGGGCAAGGAGUUCAAAGAAGGACACAGCUACUACUACAUCUCCAAACCCAUUCACCACCAAGAAGACCAGUGCUUGAGGUUGAAGGUGACCGUCAAUGGCAAAAUCACUCACAGUCCUCAGGCCCAUGCCAAUCCACAGGAGAAGAGACUCCCAGCAGAUGACCCAGAGGUGCAGGUUCUACAUAGCAUCGGUCACAGCGCUGCCCCCCGCCUCUUCCCACUCGCCUGGGCUGUGCUGCUCCUGCCACUCCUGCUGCUGCAAACCCACUGACGGUGUGCGCCCCAUCUGGCUCAAGGAUUGGAACUGGGCUGAGGGGGCAGGGACAGGUACCCCCUCACCUGCCCUGGGGCCCUUCCCGAAGCCCAGCCCUGGGAACCACUCCCACCACAUGCACAAGCUGCCGCCCAGCAGCCUCAAAACGGGUCAGUAUUAAGGGUUUCAACCCAAAGGAAGUCAACCAGCCUGGCAGGGCAUUCCCUGCCUCCACCUCAGAGUGAUGGAGAAAGAAGUGGGGACAGCCCUUCCCCUGCCUACUGCUGCCUUGAAACCAAAGAAUCAAGCUGUGCACACAUGACCCCUUAGGAAGGGCACCGUGGGAGCCGAGCUGGAAGGGCCUUGGACCCCUGCACAUGGACGCUGAGCUUGGCCAAGAUGGCUCCACACAGAGUCAGGAUGCCCAGGUGAACUGACCGAAGGAAAAGGGAGCCAGAUACAGGAGAGGCAGCCACGCUUGGGCUGACCCUGUGUCUGCCAGCAGGACUUCCGCCUGUGGAGCUGCCACAGAGAUGCGUAGCCAGGCACUGCCUUGUGCCCAGCCUGGGGCAGCACUCCCCAGAGCUGGGCCAGCAGGGGGCUGUGCCAACCUGUUCGUAGAGUGUAGCUGUGAGGGCAGUGCCCGUGUGUAUAGUCUGCCUAGAGUGUGGCAGGGCCCACAUGUACAGUACCUGUAUAUAAACUCGCCGCGUGUCUGUAAUUUCUACAACUGGAGGUUUUUUUUUUUUUUUUUUAUACAAUGUUCUUUGUCUCAAAAUAAAUGUGUUUGGUUUUUUGGA